CGCGGCGGCCGCCUCGCCUCGCGCCCGCGCCGCGAAGAUGGCGACUCCCAUGCACCGCCUCAUCGCGCGGAGACAGGCGGAGGCAAACAAGCAGCAUGUAAGAUGUCAAAAAUGUUUAGAGUUUGGCCACUGGACGUAUGAAUGUACAGGGAAGAGGAAAUACCUGCACAGACCUUCGAGGACAGCUCUAUUAGCAAAAGCUCUUAAAGAGAAAGAAAAGCGACUGUUGCUGCAACAAAGCACUGGAGAAAGUACUGCAGAAAGAAAGACCAACAAAAAAAGAUCUAAAAGUGUGACAAGUUCCAGCAGCAGUAGCAGUGCCAGUUCAGCUAGUGACUCCUCAUCUGACAGUGAAGAUUCCUCUACCUCCUCUUCUGAUGAAGACAGCGACAGUGAUGAGAGCUCCUCUACUGCCUCAUCAUCUUCCUCUUCGAGUAGUACUUCCUCUUCUUCAGAGUUCGAGUCCGAUUCCAGUUCCUCCAGCAGUAGCAGCAGCAGCACAGACAGCAGUUCUGAUGAGGAGCCGCCAAAGAAAAAGAAAAAGAAAUAGUGGGGUAAAGUGUAGAACUGAUCUUGGUGAACGCAAACAUUCUUCAAAGGUGUUUUGAACACGUUAUUGCCAAAUGGUUUAACUGGUCAACAUUUCUACGGCUAAAACUUUCUAAGUGUUUUGCAUAGUUGUUCAUAUGACAUAAAAGGUAUGAAAUGGCAUGUGAGACUUCCUGAAAGAGUAUUUUUGUGAUUAAUCCUUUUAUGGAAAAUUUUACUUUUUUAGUUAAAAAUCUAUCAUCAGAUUUGUUUAUAUGAGCUAAGAUCCAGUAACCCCAAUGUUUACAUGAUGGAAAGCAAAAGCUUUUUGUUGCAGAUCAUGCUGCGCAUCAUAUACUACUAUUCUGUUUUGGCAGCUUCACUUGCAUUUAGAAAAUCCUCUAAACUGUUUAGAAGCAAAAGGUUUACGCUGCUGGCUGCAGAGCACUGUCAUUGUUUGUUGAAAUUGAAUGCACAAUGUUGCACACAAGGGACUUCCAUCUCACUGUUAACAAAUGUAUUGUUUGCUGCUGAGCUUUUUUCUUUUUUUUCCUGAUGGCUUUUCCUGAUGCUUCCAGGUUAAGUCUUAAUCACCACAUAAAACUUCUAGUAGUGCUCAUUGGUUAAUGAUCAAUAUACUGCUUAUCCUGUGCGAAGGCUUUAGUCUUUUCAACUUCACCUGUAUCCUUAGCUCGUGUAUUUGUAAUACUCUGAGAAGAGGAAAGUCUCUUGCAGUAGCCUCUGAGUGAGAAAGAGGAGCAGUGCAUGGUGGAGCAAGUAUGACUGAUGCUGCUUAAGAGUUUCAUCUUUGUGCCUUUUUUGUAAAUUAAAUGUAUCCUAGUGAGAAAAGGGCUUGAGUGUUGUUUUUCAAAACU
Tinamus guttatus (white-throated tinamou) is the source of this 1403-nucleotide messenger RNA. RefSeq names its product zinc finger CCHC-type containing 10 (gene ZCCHC10). The record is from RefSeq and is a predicted model, not a curated record. NCBI's taxonomy places the organism in Eukaryota, Metazoa, Chordata, Aves, Tinamiformes, Tinamidae. Gene Ontology annotation, molecular function: nucleic acid binding; zinc ion binding.